CCGCCGCCGCCGUUGGAGCCUCCCUCCGCCCGGAGCCAUGGCCGCGCUCGGCCACCCCGCCGCCUUCGGCCGGGCCACCCACGCCGUGGUGCGGGCGCUGCCCGAGUCCCUGUGCCAGCACGCGCUGAGGAGCGCCAAGGGCGACGAGGUGGAUUUCGCCCGCGCCGAGCGGCAGCACCAGCUCUACGUGGACGUGCUGGGCAGCAAGCUGGGGCUGCAGGUGGUGAAGCUGCCGGCCGACGAGAGCCUCCCGGACUGCGUGUUCGUGGAGGACGUGGCCGUGGUGUGCGAGGAGACGGCUCUCGUCACCCGCCCCGGGGCGCCGAGCCGGAGGAAGGAGGUUGACAUGAUGAAAGAAGCGUUAGAAAAACUUCAGCUCAAUAUAGUAGAGAUGAAAGAUGAAAAUGCAACCUUAGAUGGUGGAGACGUCUUAUUCACAGGUAGAGAAUUUUUUGUGGGUCUUUCCAAAAGGACAAAUCAACGAGGUGCUGAAAUCUUGGCUGAUACUUUUAAGGACUAUGCGGUCUCCACAGUCCCGGUGGCCGAUACUUUGCAUUUGAAGAGUUCCUGCAGCAUGGCUGGGCCUAACCUAAUCGCAAUUGGAUCCAGUGAAUCUGCGCAGAAGGCCCUCAAGAUCAUGCAACAGAUGAGUGACCACCGCUACGACAAACUCACUGUGCCUGAUGACGUGGCUGCAAACUGUAUAUAUCUAAACAUCCCCAGCAAAGGCCACGUCUUGCUGCACCGAACCCCAGAAGAGUAUCCAGAAAGUGCAAAGGUUUAUGAAAAGCUGAAGGACUACAUGCUGAUCCCCGUGAGCCAGUCUGAGCUGGAAAAGGUGGAUGGGCUGCUCACCUGCUGCUCGGUUUUAAUUAACAAGAAGGUAGACUCCUGAGUGGCAGUCCCUCCCUGCAGCUGGCAAUCCUGCACUCACAAGGCCAACGACUGCCCCCACUCCUGUCGUUUUCAUUGACAAUCUACUGUGCCACUGUGCUACUAACUCUGGUUCACAGAAGUUCAACUUUAAUUGUUUCAUUGUUUCAUUCUGUACCUUCUCCUCCAUCCCCUCAUGGUGGUACCUAGACUGGAUUUGCUAAAAGAGUGAAGCAACCUAGAAAUUAUAGAGCAAAUGAAUUGUCGAAGUGAUUAAUGACCGUGGGGGGAAACACUCAGUAUUUGUAUUAUCAGUGUGAAAAUCAUGUAGUUGCCAAUACAGUAUACGCAGAAGAAUGUCUUCUUAGUCUGAUAAGCUGGGAUUUAUCAUUAAUCAUCUUUGGUUCCCUGGUCCAUGGAUUCUCCUUCUUUGCUCCUUUUUUCUAGAAAACUCUGAAGGCUUUUUUCCAUUACUUUCUUUUGCUUUUCUCACUUCUAUCACACUCACCUUGACCUUGGGUGAAAUCAGGAGUCUUGCCUUCUGGGUACCUUCCUGCAAGUUCACCCUGUCUGUCGCCGGUCUCCUCUGCCUCAUGGCUACAUCUUCCACUCUCCCUCAGAAGGGCAAAUGGGUCCCUCAGCAGAACUGUGAUCACAGCUGUUUGGAGGUGAGUUAACAGCACAGAGGCACAUCCUGACGGGGUUUCCCCAGAGGUCUAAAUUCCAGAAGAAGUAGGGCACCACACCUAUGAAGGUAAACUCAGCACCAGAUGGUUGCUAGGGAAUCGUAGAUCAAGAAGCUUGGAAAUACCCCAGGGGUAUAACAUCUUAGAAAGUCUUUAAGUCACAUUCCAUGAAUUUUUGCUUUGUUACUAGCCAUAUAUAGACCCUUAAGAAUAGUCUUAUUUUCUCUUCAGCUCAUUCCAGCCCACCACUUCCCUCUGUUGUGAUUCAUUCUAUUGCUGUCCUUCUACCACCGGCAAUUAUCCUGGCCUAGCAAAGUUAUUUCUUUCCAAACAGACAUCCCAUCUAACACUGAUUCUUGAUGUCUGUGUGAGCUGGAUGAAGCAUGUUCAGGAAGUGAUAGGCUGGGUACUUGAGACCAGCUGCUGACAAUGGGCAAUUCUUUGAAAUAUCCAUGAACAUUUACUGUGGAAUUCAAUUAAAACGGCUUUCCUCUCUAGCCUUUAAAGUACACAACCUUGAACUGACGGGGAGCUCUCACGUAAAACAAUGCCACAGUGAAGGGAGAGAUCAUUGUCGUUUAAGCCUGAAAGAAUCAGCCUGUUGGCAGGCCAGGAAAAUGGUACUUUCCAAGGAAGGGUGGCAGAUCCAGGCAUGUUACUGAGUUUCCUAGUCAUCUCCACCUUUCCCGUAGUGCCUGCGGCUUGUUGUUUAAGCGUAAGAACCAGGGAGACUGAGAAAUGGGACUUCAGGUCUUGCUCUGCUCACCUGUGUGUGUGUAACCAGACAUUCCAUCUGUUUAAUGAUCAAAAGAGAAUUACCUUCAUUCCCUUCAUCUCCCCCUUAGCAAAUGGGGAGGAACCCAAAACAUCCUUAACCACUCUCUGUCUUUUUCAUUUAUUUGAUGACUUUUUGCCAGAAUUGGGAGAAAUUCCUUCUCCUCCUCGUUGCUUCACUUUAAAAUUCAUUUCGCAUACAAAUAUCUAAUGAUAUACAUCCUAUGAUUAAACCAUACCUUGGUCAGUGUCACAUUUCCAACUGUCUUAUCAUGAGUGAAUAAUAUGUUUUUACCAGAGAGAGAAUGAAUGUUACCCACAUGCCCAAGUUAAUCAAGAAAAAUUAUCCUCAGCAGUUAUGGUUGCCCUUUAUGCUGGCAAAAGCAGAAAUCCCCUUGGGAAAGGUCAACAUCUCAAAAACAACCAUGGAAAAACUAACACAAUCAGCUGGUGUAUAGGCUUAAUAUUAAAGCAAACUGGCACAUAAUCUUCAAUGUCUAUUUGUAUCAUCCCAAAUUAAAGAACUAUUCUCUAGUAUGUCUAGUCACUUGCAAGGGAAUAGAUUUCCCUUUUGAUUAUUUUGUCCAACUAAGACUGUUUUCACUUUUCCUUUCCUUUGCUACUUUCCCUCUUUCCUUCACUUUGUCUCAAGAAACCCCGUAGAAUCUGUGUGCCUCUCCAGAAUCUUAUUCUGCACAGCUGUGUCACAGACAAGGCUGGCUUCUUUAGACUACCUAUGAUAGGAUGUGAAAAUCUAAAAUAUCUGCAGCAUAAUAGUGUUACUUUUUUUAUGUUCUCAUCAGCAUAAUGUUACCUUUGAAGGAGAAAGAUAACCUCUUGUCUAUUGUGAUUUAUAGGGAUAGCUAAACUAACAGGAACUGCUUUUUGACAUUAUAAAGACAUUAGUAAUUGUAUUUAAGUAAGUAAAAGUUGAGUUAUUUGGUCAGUAAGAUUCAGUUUAAUAAGGACAAUAUAGAGAAAGUACAUUAUUUAGCAUCAUUUCUUCAACUAAGAUGGAUUGCUAUAGAAAUCAACAGGCAGACCUCGCUAGUAUAUAUUGAUUGCUCUUUUAAGCUACUGUGAACAGAUAGAUUGCUACGGCCAUGUCUUUAUCUCUAAGGGGAGAAAAUAGUCUGUAGAUGAAUACUGUGAUGUAUCUAGAGCUGCAUGUUAGUCGUGGUGAUUAUUUACUCUUUAACAUUCUACAGAACUCAGACAAUUUCCACAUGGUGUUGGGUUUAUGCAUUUCAUUUUACUGACCACCUUGUUCCAGCCAAUGUAUGGUUAUCCACUCUGUGUGCCAAAACCAGUAAUGCCUUCAUGGCCCUUUAGUCCAGAGAAGUUCUGCACUGAUUUUAGUCUCUUGCUGUCCUGAUCCUACAAGUGUACCAGUUACAAUGGAAUAAAGUGUCAGUUGUGCUGUGAUCAGCAAGUA
This is a messenger RNA of Eptesicus fuscus (big brown bat), 3768 nucleotides long. It is a transcript of the gene DDAH1, whose product is annotated as dimethylarginine dimethylaminohydrolase 1. The coding region runs from base 38 to 895 and encodes 285 amino acids. Gene Ontology annotation, biological process: arginine metabolic process; positive regulation of nitric oxide biosynthetic process. Gene Ontology annotation, molecular function: dimethylargininase activity; amino acid binding. The record is from RefSeq and is a predicted model, not a curated record. NCBI's taxonomy places the organism in Eukaryota, Metazoa, Chordata, Mammalia, Chiroptera, Vespertilionidae. The transcript is spliced from 6 exons.